Hemibagrus wyckioides is the source of this 2152-nucleotide messenger RNA. It is a transcript of the gene gmcl1, whose product is annotated as germ cell-less, spermatogenesis associated. Gene Ontology annotation, biological process: germ cell development. The transcript is spliced from 15 exons. The record is from RefSeq and is a predicted model, not a curated record. Gene Ontology annotation, molecular function: protein binding. Lineage: Eukaryota; Metazoa; Chordata; Actinopteri; Siluriformes; Bagridae. Bases 311 to 1816 code for a protein of 501 amino acids.
GUUGCACACUCUUCAGUAGAAAUAAGCGAGGAAAUGUUGUGUUUGUUGGUGUUUUUGUUCAAUAUUACCGACAUUUGGGGUUUCUAGUCAUGUAGACAGCAGUGUACAUAAAUUAUUAUAAACAAUUUGCACUGUCAGAGAAUUGCUAAAUGUGUAAUUUAGUUGUAAAUAAGUCUCAGGGAGCGGUGUAGCUUAGUGCUCAGGAGUGAGAGGAAAUUCCAGCUUGGUUUUAUAGCAUCGCAGUGUUUCUUCCUCCUGUGGAGUUCCAGGUGUUUUGGCGGUGUGUGUGUUUUCGGCAGGUCGGAGAAGGAUGGGGUCACUCGGGAGUCGUUUCCAAGCCUCUCCUCGCCGCCUGGGUGAGACGCCCCAACCCCACUGCGCAGGAAGUACACACGUGUGUGAGUGCAAGAAGAGGAAACGAAGCUCACAUUGCGAGUGUGACAGCGAACCAGAGGAAGAGGACAGUCUGCUGGACACACCGUGCAGGAAGAAGCUGAAGAGCACGUCCAAGUACAUUUAUCAGACUCUGUUCCUGAACGGGGAGAACAGCGACAUCCGGAUCUGUGCGCUGGGCCAGGAGUGGAACCUACACAAAGUUUACCUGUGUCAGUCGGGAUACUUCUCCAGCAUGUUCAGUGGCUCCUGGAAGGAAUCCAACAUGAUGGUCAUCCAGUUGGAGAUCCCAGAUCAGAAUAUCGACACUGAAGCUCUUCAGGUGGUGUUUGGCUCCCUCUACAGAGACGACGUCCUGAUCAAACCCAGUCGAGUUGUCAGUAUCCUGGCGGCUGCCUGCAUGCUCCAGCUGGAUGGACUUAUCCAGCAAUGUGGGGAAACCAUGAAGGAAAACAUCAGCGUGAAGACGGUGUGUGGAUUCUAUGCCGCUGCUAACAUGUACGGCCUGGACUCCGUCACGAAGAAGUGUUUGGAGUGGCUUCUCAAUAACCUCAUGACACACCAAAAUGUGGACCUGAUGAAGGAGCUGGGGGUUGAAAUCAUCGAGCAGCUGAUCCAGUCGUCGGAUCUGUUCGUCAUGCAAGUGGAGAUGGACGUCUACACCGCUCUGAAGAAGUGGAUGUUCCUGCAGCUCAAUUCGUCUUGGGAUGGUCCCAUCAAACAGCUUCUGGUCGAUGCAGAUACGUGGCUCUGUAAAAGGAGAAGCGAGCUUGGAGAGGAUGAGCCGUUUCUGUGCACGGAUCAAGGCUCGCCUUUUACCCCUGUCUUCAGACACAUCCGCCUGCAGUACAUCAUCAACGACCUGGCCUCGGCCCGCAUCCUCGAGAGGGAUAACAUCAUUCCACCUGACUGGUUGUCCAGGAUAUACAAGCAGCAGUGGUUCGCCAUGCUCCGAACAGAGCAUGACAAUGACAACGGACCCCAAGAGGCCAAUAAGGAGGAGUUUGAGAAGAACAGCAUGCGCUGCGGCCGAAAGCUGAACAAAGAUGGAGAUUACUGCUGGAGAUGGACGGGUUUUAAUUACGGGUUCGACCUGCUGGUGACCUACACUAACCGCUUCAUCGUGUUCAAGAGGAAUACACUCAGUCAGCCGUGUGGGGGCGCGGUCAGUCUACAGCCACGGAGACACCUUGCUUUCAGGUUACGGCUCGCAUCGUUCGACAGCUGUGGCAAACUGAUCUGCAGUCGAUCUACAGGGUACCAGCUGCUCACUCUGGAGAAAGAUCAGGAGUACGUGGUGAUGAACCUGGACAGCCGUCUCCUGUCUUUCCCGCUCUACGUCUGCUGUAACUUCCUGUACACGUCCCCCUCCCCCGAGCGCCGAGCCGACGAAUCGGAAAGCAGCUCCCGCGGCAAGUCGUGACCCUCCUGGCCAAUAAGCUCCGUCCUGAUCUUAUGACAUCAUCACUUCCCACCACUCACUCACUUUUUUUACCAUCACUUUUCUAUACCUUGUGUUAUUUUUUUAAAAGUGUAUACGGAUUGUUUUUAUUUUACUUUUAUAUUUAUUUGGAUUUUUGUUUUAUUAUUAUUUUUUUUAAUGAUUUUUGGUAUAAUUAAACCCAAAAGAAUCCCCAGCCACAGUGAGUGUGUAUGUUUUAGUUUUACUCUUUCUGUUGUUUCGUAUGACGUUAACCGUCGGAUCUUUCCGCGUCUGUUCAUACUGUACGUGGCUCGGAUUUUUUUUUUCUGCCAGGCA